This is a messenger RNA of Dermacentor silvarum, 1026 nucleotides long. RefSeq lists its product as uncharacterized. The transcript is spliced from 5 exons. Bases 1 to 1026 code for a protein of 341 amino acids. The record is from RefSeq and is a predicted model, not a curated record. NCBI's taxonomy places the organism in Eukaryota, Metazoa, Arthropoda, Arachnida, Ixodida, Ixodidae.
AUGAAGCUUGUCGUAACAAACAUCACCGAAUGCUGCCCGCCUGCAGGGGAGGACGUCGUCAGCGUCUUGUGUAGCUCGGUGUCCAAGCAACACCGAACGCUGGCUCGCUGCUUCUACGCGUUGUUCGUCAAGCGUCUGACCUACGUGACUCGGAGUUGGGGAAUCCUCCUCGUGUCGUUCGUGCUGCCGCUGUUGCUGCAGUUCGUGUUCCAGGCCUCGCAGGCGCCGAAUGAAGUGCAAGAGGAUGCGAAGCUGUACCGGCUGUCUGAAACGACGGAAGUUCGCCUGGCGUACCACUUUCCCGGCUACACCGUCGUACUACAGGAGUCGAAAUCCACGGCCAACUUGAGUCGAGCGCUGCAGGUUCUCGUGGAGGCCGAAGGUUGCAACGUCCGCCUGGUACCGGACGUCAACGACCUGGUGAUGGACGACUUGGCGACGCACGUUCACACCUACCCCAUGGUGAUUGUCCUAGAACCAGACCGAAUCCGCCUCAUGGUCGACGCGAGGAACUGGGUCACCUUGCCAGUGCUUCUGAACCUCGCAGACACGGCGCUGCUGCGCCUGCUGACGCGUCAACCGACGGCCCGAAUCGCUGCGCAGGUUUCUCAGAUGGUGUUGCUCGACACCACGGUGUUGCACACAGUUAUAAAGUGGGGGAUGUUCUACGCGUUCACGUACGCCCUGGCCUUCUCGGCGUUCGCCUCGUUUCCAGCCGCCGAGAGGCUGGGGGGCGCUCGCGACGUUCAGCUCAUGACCGGUUUGACCGGCACCUUCUACGUGCUAUCGCACUUCGCUUUCGACUUUCUUCUCUACCUUGCGUUCGUCGGUCCGUGGUGCCUGAUCUACUGCGGCCCCACUGGACUCCUGGAGGAGACUUGCAUUCUCAUCUCCGCCACGUUCGUGCUGUCUGGCCCAGCGAUGAUAGGCAUGGCGUACCUGAUCGCUGAGCGGGCGUUGACGGAACUAGGAGCCAUGUACAGCGCGUUUCUUUGGAUUUAUUUGCUUGGACCGUCCUGUCAGUAA